Molecule: messenger RNA, 2337 nt
Organism: Octopus bimaculoides (California two-spot octopus)
Lineage: Eukaryota; Metazoa; Mollusca; Cephalopoda; Octopoda; Octopodidae
Source: RefSeq, a predicted model, not a curated record
GAGAGAGAGAGAGAGAUAGAAGGACAAAGUGGGAUAGAAAAGAGAGACAGAAAAAAAAAACAGAGACAGAAAAGAAAGAAAAGAGAAGAGAGAGACACAGACAAACAGACAGAAGAAAGAGAAAGAGGAAAAGAAGGAGAGAAAGAACUGUUUUUUACUGCAAGUUUUUGUCAUUUUCCUGAUUCCUUAUAAUCUGCUAUUGGCCAUUGUUUGCGAACUCAUUCCAAUUUUUCCUUCUUUCGUGCAUUUUUGAACGAUUUCCUUUGUUUUUUAAAAUUUUUUUUUUAAUCUUAUUUAAUUAUUUACCCUUUAUUAAUUACCAUUAUUCCCCCAAUUAUUGUUCUCGUUGUUGCUGUUGUCGUUAUUGUAACUUUCAAAAUCCCAGCGAACUCUAUAGAGUUCUUUAAACAACUUCUUUCACACUUCCUUAAUUUCCUUCUUAAUUUUUUUUUUGUCAUUUGCGUUCUUCUCUUAUCGUUCUUAAUGUUUUAAUUUCUUCCUUCUACUUAUUCCCAAGAUCCUUGUUGUUGCUGUGGCUGUUCUUUGCUGUUGCUCAUCUUUCGUCUCCUCCUCCACUGCUCUUCUUUUGUCUUUGUCUCCUUUUUUCAACUUCAAUACAAUCUCCGAUCUUUUAUCGUUUUCAGCAUCUUCCCUCACUCCCAUCAUCCCACGUUGGUUACUUAAUUUCCUUAUUUACCAUAUUUUAUUUCCUUUUCAAUUUUACUUAUUCCUUCAUUAUUUUCUCAUUCUUAUCCGGGUUUACUCCCUCUCGAUCGCUCGGCAACUUAAGUAUCCCGCAUCAAGUCCAUCCCGUAUCUUUCAAUCACUCAUUCGUUCACUCUCUCACACCCUCAUCGACUCUCUCACUUCCUCACACUCUCACAUUUACUCUCUCUCUCUCUCUCUCUCUCUCUCUCUCCAUCUCUCACCUUCACUCUGUCUCUUCCUCUUUGUACAUAAACAUCCAAUAUAAACAUCAAAGUGCCAGGAUUAACACCGGUAAAACAGCAGGGUACUCCUGCCAUGGACGUCCGGCCCGUUCUCCUUGCUCAACCGACGGAGCCUUACUUUGUUACAUCAUCGAUAGUCGGUGAACAUGUCCGACCAAACACGUGCCGUUCUCCUUCUCACCAACACCACCACCACUAUCACCAUCCUUAUCAUCAUCCUAUGUGCCUCCAGUAUUGCUGAGGUCAUCUCACAGGACGACUUCUGUUUCCGAAAUUCUUGUAAGAAAAUGAAUUUCAAAGUGAAUGGCAAAGAAAACGGUCGGGAGCCGAACAGAAUUCGCGAAGAACAUCUUUCGCCAGGAAACAGAGGACAGGUGUAUAUGAACCGUAAGUUAACAGAAAGUUACAACCCGGAUACCCAAGACAAAACUGAUACCGUGUCCGAAAAACUGUAUGUAGACCAGACGUCCGUCCGCUAUAAAAUACACCACAAUCACACACUGAAGUUAAAAGGUUCAAAGAAGAAAAGGAAGAAAUUAAAACGUAAGAAGAAGGCGAGGAAAAAAUUUAAAGAAACACAAGAUGUUAUUACCAAGAAGUGCAUUACAAAAUGUGUGACAACCCAACAGAUGGAAAACCACUCAAACAGCAAGAUCACGGGUUCAGUUCUGGAAGAAACCCAGCAGAAUGCAAGAUCUGUCAGGAAGAAGGAAAUUGAAUAUGACGUGAAAGCAAAGAGGCAGAGAGAGGAAAUGAUAUCUGUGGGGGAACGUCACCGGAGUAGAUGUGUGUAGCAAUGAAGGUGGAGGGGGAAGACGAUGUAGAGUGGGGGAUGUGGUUGUUGUUGUUGUUUUUGUUUUUGUUGAUAAGAAGUGUCCGACGCACAGAGAGAAACACUGAAACGUUGUACGGGGGUGGGGGUUGAAGUAAAGGUCUAGAUUGCUAUGAAGAAAGAAAGAAAGAAAGAAAGAAAGAAAGAAAGAAAGAAAGAAAGAAAGAAAGAAAGAAAGAAAGGAAGAAAGAAAGAAAGAAAGGAAGGAAGAAAGAAAGAAAGAAAGAGAGUGAAAGAAAGAAAGAAAGAAAGAAAGAAAGAGAGUGAAAGAAAGAAAGAAAGAAAGGAAGAAAGAAAGAAAGGAAGACAGAAACAAAGAAAGAAAGGAAGAAAGAAAGAAAGAAAGAAAGAAAGAACGAAAGAAUGAAAGAAAGAGAGAGAGGAAGUAAGAAAGAGAGAGAGUGAAAGAAAGAAAGAAAGAAAGGAAGAAAGAAAGAAAGGAAGAAAGAAAUAAAGAAAGACAAAGAAAGAAAGAAAGAAAGAAAGAAAUAAAGAAAGAAAGAAAGAAAGAAAGGAAGAAAGAAAGAAAGAGAGUGAAAGAAAGAAAGAAAGAAA